Molecule: messenger RNA, 3618 nt
Organism: Etheostoma spectabile (orangethroat darter)
Lineage: Eukaryota; Metazoa; Chordata; Actinopteri; Perciformes; Percidae
Product: transmembrane protein 184B
Exons: 11
Coding region: 96-1475 (459 amino acids)
Source: RefSeq, a predicted model, not a curated record
CCGGAGUUUUUGGUGGUAGGCAGGCAGCUGCUGUUUAUACAGUGAAAUGGUGAUGUGGAUGAAAUAACGGUUUCUAGUUUAUUAGCUAGUGUCUGAUGGAAAAUGAGGAGCUAAAACCAGGUUUGCAAUCGACUCGAGAUGAGCUAAGUGAUGCUUUGAUUCAAACCAGCGCAGAUCAAACAACUGCAGAGGAGAUGGGUCAACUUUGGCGGCGAGACAUUGCCCUCUCAGAGAGUUUGGGGAAUGACUCUCCUGUCGGCUUCGCCCCGGGGCCCCCAGCCACGGUGGCCCCACAACAAUCCAACUCCUCCUGGCUCCCAGAAGCCCCAGUGGUCACACCAGAAGAGCCAAUUUUCCUUAUGACCUCCACUGCCAAAACUAUUUCAGGGUUUUUUGUUUGGACAGCUCUUCUGAUCACAUGUCACCAGAUCUACAUGCAUCUGCGUUACUACAGCUCUCCAAAUGAACAGAGGCACAUAGUUAGGAUCCUCUUCAUAGUCCCCAUCUAUGCCUUCGACUCCUGGCUCAGCCUUCUCUUCUUCACCAACGAGGAGUAUUACGUUUAUUUUGACACAGUCCGAGACUGCUACGAAGCCUUUGUCAUCUACAACUUCCUGAGUCUGUGUUAUGAGUAUCUGGGAGGAGAGAGCGCCAUCAUGGCCGAGAUCAGAGGGAAACCUAUCGAGUCAAGCUGUAUGUAUGGCACCUGUUGUCUGUGGGGAAAGACAUACUCCAUUGGCUUCCUCAGGUUUUGUAAACAGGCAACUCUCCAGUUCUGUGUGGUGAAACCUCUGAUGGCAAUGAUCACUGUCAUUCUUCAGGCCUUCGGGAAAUACAAAGACGGAGACUUUAACGUUGCUAGUGGCUACCUGUAUGUGACCAUUAUCUACAACAUCUCCGUCAGUCUGUCGCUCUACGCUCUCUUCCUCUUCUACUUCGCCACACGUGAACUGCUUGUCCCAUACAACCCCGUGCUCAAGUUCUUCAUGGUCAAAUCAGUCAUCUUUCUCUCCUUCUGGCAAGGGAUGCUGCUGGCCAUCCUGGAGAAGUGUGGAGCCAUCCCUCAGAUCACCUCGGCCAACUUCUCUGUGGGCGAGGGAACAGUUGCCGCUGGUUACCAAAACUUCAUCAUCUGCAUUGAGAUGUUCUUUGCGGCUAUCGCUUUGCGCCAUGCCUUUACUCACAAGGUCUACAUGGAUAAAAGGCUGGACUCAUAUGGCUCAUUUCCUAUCUAUGGACAGUAUGGUCGCUGUGCCCCAAUGAAGAGCAUCUCCAGCAGCCUGAAGGAGACCAUGAAUCCAGGGGACAUGGUCCAGGAUGCCAUCCAUAACUUCUCCCCAGCUUAUCAGCAGUACACCCAGCAGUCCACAUUGGAGCGAAGUGGGGGGCCACCCCUCUCCCGCAGCCACAGUAACCUCAGCACCCGCGGGGACAACGAAAAGACCCUGCUGCUUAGCUCCGACGACGAGUUCUGAGACUCAAACACACACUCGCUUUACGCCCGUACGCAUUCACUUUUUUUUUUUUAUCACCUUUGUGAGACAAAUCAGAUGUUUUCUUGUUACCUUAACAUGGAAGAUAAGAUUUAGUUUCCCCCUCUUUUUUUAUUUUUAUUUUUUUUAACAUUAAUAAUGAAAAGAUCUGAUUGUUGUCAGACUUAUGGAGCUAUGGUUGACAGACUGUGGGAAGGGAUUGAGUGUUUUUAUGAGGAAUGAGAGGUAAUAAUGGGUACAGUAGGAAAAGAGGAUAGAAAGGUUGUUGGCAAAUUUAGUCAGGGAGAAGAGAAGUCACAAUGUUUAGACAUUAUUUAGACACGUUUAUUACGUCAUUUGUGUUGAUGUCAUAGAGGCCAUUAAUGACAGAACUACCAUAUCACACGGAAACACCACAGCAAAAAAAAAAAAGACAGAUAUAAGGUGUAUGCUAGAGCAAAUAAGUGCCAUUUUAAUCUAAAACACUUCAUCUUUCAGUUAUUAUAUUGAUUCUGCAUCCAAACUCCUCCUCUUCCCUCUGCCAAUUUUGCCUCUUACCAAAACAUUGCCAAAUAUUGAGGAGCAGCCCGUGCUCCAGUCUUAAGAUUUAGAAUUGAUUCAUAGUCAAGCAAAGCUAAGGAGCCUUUGAAUUGCCAGGCUUUAUUUUAAUAUAUAACAAUUUAAAACACUUUUUUUAUUUUUAAAUGUAUGACCUUGAAGGUUUUAAUUUCAAAGAGUAGUUUGUUGGAAAAUUGUUAUUCCAGAAAUGUUCUAAAUAUUCAGUGUUUUCAUGUUGUUGUGGUUUCUGAAGUAGCUCAAAAGUGUAAUUGUAUGACGCUGUUGAGCUCCUCGCACAAUGCUAUUGUUUGUGUACCACUGAGGUAACCGCUGUAGGAGAGAUUUUAGUGUGUGGCAGGGAGAUUGGCGGAAGGACCAAACCCACACAGAUUGCAGAUUACUGAAAAAGAAACACUUCCCUGCAGAGCCGACCCAGCUGUGAUGCACUCUGGAUUGUAAUCCCAUAAUUAAGGGCAAAACACAGCCUGCCUCUGCUGGUAUUGUUUAUAAAGGCGUCACUGCUAUAGUGAGUUAGUCAGUCAUUACAGACAGAUAAGGCCAUGAAAAGAUGUAUCGGGCCUUAAAUCAGACUAAAAUCACAUGUGAAAAAGGAAUAUAUAGGCCUUAAAAGUGUGUAUGCAUAGAUGCACAUGGAUUUGUUCAGGGGCGCAUUAUAGCAGUGAUGCAUGUCAGAAAAAAUCGUCAUGCUGUCUGUCAUCCUCUGUUUUUCCUAUUAGUAGAGUUUCUACGUUAUCAACUGAUGUUUAAUAUGCGUUUUAGCAGGGGCCAGUAAAGAAGCUGCUUGUGGUCGUAAUCGUUAAUGUUUGAUGGCAGAGCACCGCGAUAUAAAAGCUGAGCAGAUCCUUUUUCUGCCUCUAAAUGUGCGAUCAACGUUUUCCUCUUACCUUACAGUGAGGGCAGUCUAAACACAUUUCACAGAUUGACAAACACUAUGAAUGUAGUCCGGAUGAAGAAUUAAUAGCCGCAUUGAUGUGCGUCCUUAAAAGAACACACUCUACUUUCUAAUGAGAAAAUCGUGUUCAAUCAGCAGAAUAAUGAAAGUGUUAAAGUUGGUUUUCUGCUGUGACUGCUAACCCAUAACGCUACCAGCCACCUCUUCACCUAAUAACAUCACUUUUGUAUUGGACAUUCCACUGAACCUGUAGUGCUUCAGUUAAAGGCAAGGUUUAGUUGAGUUGUAACACUAACUUUGUUUUGAAAAAGUGCUAUGUGCUGCCUUUUACUCUGGCCUAAGUUAACAGCAUAUCAAACACAAGCAUUUUAAUUCAAAACUUUAUUAAAUGAUAGCUUUGGUACUAUGAUUUGAAAGCUGGAUGUUAAUUACAAAGCUAUAUAUAUAUAUAUAUAUAUAUAUAUUAAAUGAGGAAAUAAUAUUCCAGAAGGGAAGGAAUGUUGUAAAUAGUUAAACCAAGCACUGCAAAUGGUGACACUAAAGGCAUUGCUUGGUUGCUCUUGUUUAAUAUUUUAGUUUUCAUAUGUUCUGUUUUAUUUCUGUUGUACACUUUUUAAUUUGUAUAUUGGAAAUAUUAUCUCUUGUUUUUAUGCUGAAUUGGUUCCUGUCGGUGUU